CUUGUCUGGCAGACGCAGCAGCUGUGCUGCGUGUGUAGUGUAUUGGGAACAAGCGGAUGUGUGAUGUAGAUGUGCAGCAGCGUGUCAUACUGUUUGUGUUCUGUGUUCGGGAUGCUUGAGGUCUAGAAGAGUCCGAGUUGUGGUAUAAUAACAGGAUAGACGUUCGUCAUAUAUCCUUCACGUUAUGAAUGUGAAUAAUUCGCCUGCUGCAGCAGACUACAUGAAGUGUCUAAUUACCACAUCGAAUGGAAGGCGAACCAUCUGACAGAACCAAGACGUCAUAAAGGAACGAUUGCGUUUUCUGCAAAUAAGCCAACAAUGUUCAACCACAGCUACGAGAAACGACUCUACUGGGUACCUGACAAGAAUACUGUGUCUCCUUUGAAGUCUUCGAAUGCUGUAAAUGACUGCAGUAAAGGUGAUGCCACAAACUCUAUAGAGUACGGAUUGCAACGCUUUAGAUGUGUAAGAGACACUGUUGAAGUUUCUUGUGGACCCGACCGAUUCAUCCCACGCCGCACUAGAUCAAGUUGGUACACUAAGUUUCCUAUGAUCUCAAAUAAUGAGCGACCAGGAUUGUCUUCAAGGAGGAGAAGGACUCGGGAAGCCGGUGAGUCGGCGAGAGAUGUGGCGACAUACACUUCUUUGUUAAAAAAUGAACUGCUUGGGUGUGAUAUUGAGCGCAUUGAAAAUCGUUUGGAAGAAAGUGAAAAUUUACAACCGCUGGAUGGUAAAAAUUUAUUUCAGUAUUCAUCACCGUGCAAGGAAAGAUCUAUGUGUGAUGCUUCACGAGUGUCGUCCUAUUCUUUAUCACCUGUGAGUGCCAAAAGUGAAAAACUUCUUAACUCCCCCAGUAAAGUUACUAGAAAAAUACCGAAAAUUCCAUUCAAGAUUCUGGAUGCACCUGAGCUGCAGGAUGACUUUUAUUUGAAUUUGGUUGACUGGUCAUCUCAGAAUGUACUUGGUGUUGGUCUUGGCAGCUGUGUAUAUUUAUGGUCUGCAGGUACAGGUCAAGUCACAAGACUUUGUGAUCUUUCAGCUGACCAAGACUCUGUGACAUCUGUUGCAUGGAAUGAAAAAGGUAAUCUGGUAGCAGUGGGUACUCAUCUUGGAUACACUCAAGUAUGGGAUAUCAGUGUUAACAAACAUAUAUAUAAAACACAGUGGCAUUCAGCCAGAGUGGGUUCAUUAGCAUGGAAUGGUGACAGCCUCUCCUCUGGUAGCAGAGACAGGCUUAUCUUGCAGCGUGACAUACGUACUGCUGGUUCAGUGCCUCAAAGGAGUCUUGUUGCCCAUCGACAGGAAGUUUGUGGUCUGAAAUGGUCUCCAGAUAAUCAGUAUCUGGCUUCUGGAGGGAAUGACAACCGGUUACAUGUAUGGAAUUUACAUUCCUUGUCUCCGUGUCAGACAUACACCGAACAUAAGGCUGCAGUGAAAGCAAUUGCUUGGUCUCCCCACCACCAUGGACUACUUGCUAGUGGUGGUGGCACAGCUGACAGAUGCAUAAGAUUUUGGAACACACUUACUGCACAGCCAAUGCAGUCCAUAGACACCUCUUCCCAAGUUUGCAACUUGGCAUGGUCCAAGCAUUCUUCAGAAUUUGUCAGCACUCAUGGAUAUUCCCAAAACCAAAUAUUGGUUUGGAAAUAUCCUAGCCUGACACAAGUUGCAAAAUUGACAGGACAUUCAUACAGAGUUCUUUAUUUGGCUGUGUCACCAGAUGGAGAAUCAAUUGUUACGGGUGCAGGAGAUGAAACAUUGAGGUUCUGGAAUGUGUUCAGUAAGACUCGAUCACAAAAGGAGAAUAAGUCCGUCCUGAAUUUAUAUGCAAGUAUACGAUAAUGUACAGGAAGAGAGAGAAGCAAACUGUGUUCCCUGGAGCAGAAUAUGGGACCAUGUUAGUUUAGGAAGAAAAUUUUUUUACAUGCAUAUUUGUGUAUCUGAAGUUCUUCUCAUUAAGUUUUGAAUUAAAACUGUGGGAGAAAUGGCUGCUAAAUUCCACUGUACGUGUUAACCUACUGAUGCUAGUCCUUUAAUUCAGUAUUUGGUAAAUUGAAAAGUUAGAUUUGUAUCAUUUUGCUGCUGUACUUUUCCUCUGGUUUUUAUGGGUUUUGUAAAUGUUCCCAUUGUUGUUAAAUUCCUGUUUUGUUAAUUCUUUCAAAUAAUUAUUCAUGUUAAAAGUAUAAUAUAUUGAAUUAUUUGCAAUAA
Molecule: messenger RNA, 2208 nt
Organism: Schistocerca americana (American grasshopper)
Lineage: Eukaryota; Metazoa; Arthropoda; Insecta; Orthoptera; Acrididae
Product: fizzy-related protein homolog
Exons: 2
Coding region: 319-1842 (507 amino acids)
Biological process (GO): positive regulation of ubiquitin protein ligase activity; positive regulation of anaphase-promoting complex-dependent catabolic process; anaphase-promoting complex-dependent catabolic process
Cellular component (GO): anaphase-promoting complex
Molecular function (GO): protein binding; anaphase-promoting complex binding; ubiquitin ligase activator activity
Source: RefSeq, a predicted model, not a curated record